AUGGGUUCAGUCGAAGCAGACGGUCACCCAAAAAUCCUCAUCAACGUCGGAGCCAAAAAUGUCCCCUUCUACACUCCCAUCCAAGAUCCUCCUGCAGGAACCCCAUGGGAUGUUCAGCCCGAAGGUAGUUUAUUCUCCCCCCUCAAACUACGAGGUCUAACGCUCCACAAUCGUAUCAUCGUAUCACCAAUGUGCCAAUACUCUGCUAAGGAUGGCUACAUGACCCCAUGGCACAAGCAACACCUCGGAAGUUUCGCCGCACGUGGCUCUGGACUCAUCAUCACGGAAGUAAAUGCGGUGUCACCAGAGGGACGAAUCAGCCCCCAAGAUGCCGGUAUCUGGGAAGAUGGACAGCUUGAGCCUCUGAAAGAGAUUGUGGAUUUCGUGCAUAGCCAAGGCGCGAGAAUUGCUAUUCAGAUGGGCCAUGCCGGGAGAAAGGCGAGUACUGUUGUGCCCUGGCUGGAUCGCAAGAACACAGCUGUCAAAGAGGCUGGUGGCUGGCCGGACGAAGUGGUUGCACCAAGUGCAGUUCCCUACAGUCCAGACUCUCUUACUCCCAGAGAGAUGACAAGCGAUGGCAUUACCAAAUUCAAGCAAGAUUGGGUUGCUGCUGUGAAGAGAGCCCUCAAGGCUGGCUUUGAUGCCAUCGAAAUCCACGCUGCACAUGGAUAUCUCCUAAACGCAUUCCUCUCCCCAGCCUCAAAUCAACGAACCGACCAAUACGGCGGAUCUUUCGAAAACCGUACUCGUCUCCUUCUAGAGACCGUUAAACUCACCCGCGAUAUCGUCCCCGAGGACUUUCCCCUUCUUGUCCGCAUGCCAGGAACAGACUACCUCGAGUUCGAUUCGUCUUUACCACAGUGGCAUAUCGAAGAAGCCGCAAAGCUCGGUCAAAUCCUGGCUGCAAAUGGUAUCGAUCUGAUCGAUAUUUCAGGCGGCGGUUUGGAUAGUCGUCAGAAGAUCACUUCUGGUCCUGGAUAUCAAGUCCCGUAUGCUGCCGCCGUGAAGAAAGCUGUCAAGGAUACCGGAGUUGCUGUGACUUCAGUUGGAAUGAUCACCUCCGGAAAGCAAGCUCAGGGUUAUCUGAGUGAUGGCUCUGUAGAUGCUGUGUUGGUGGGACGGGGUUUCCUCAAGGACCCUAAUCUUGUCUGGCACUGGGCGGAUGAGCUAGAUGUUGACAUCCACGUCGCUUCUCAAUAUGGCUGGGGGUUUGGAAUGACCCGUACUCACCGACAUAGAAAGCACUAA
Molecule: messenger RNA, 1248 nt
Organism: Fusarium subglutinans
Lineage: Eukaryota; Fungi; Ascomycota; Sordariomycetes; Hypocreales; Nectriaceae
Product: oxidoreductase
Exons: 6
Coding region: 1-1248 (415 amino acids)
Cellular component (GO): intracellular anatomical structure
Molecular function (GO): NADP binding; NADPH dehydrogenase activity; FMN binding
Source: RefSeq, a predicted model, not a curated record